Molecule: messenger RNA, 11302 nt
Organism: Phymastichus coffea
Lineage: Eukaryota; Metazoa; Arthropoda; Insecta; Hymenoptera; Eulophidae
Gene: Mical
Product: F-actin-monooxygenase Mical
Exons: 30
Coding region: 660-8621 (2653 amino acids)
Molecular function (GO): protein binding
Source: RefSeq, a predicted model, not a curated record
GCCGCAGCCAACCUGCCAACCAUCCAGCGAGUAAAGUUUCGGUCAGUCGUCUGUGAGAAGCCGUCGUACGUUGAGGCCGGUUGUUUGCUCUCUUUUCUUUCUCUUGCCCAUAUCGUGCGAUAAGAAAAAAUAAAAACCCGCAUCGUAGUACAGAGAGAGAAAGAAAAGAGAGAGAGAGCUGAAACUGGUGAAUCGUCUCGGUGACGCGUGCGCGCACGCGACAUGACGACAACGAGGAGGUGCGUGUAUCGAGGAGUUGUAGUGUAUUAACUCCGCCUGGGAUUAUAUUAGUGCGAGAGAGAUAUUACAGCGUCGAAGAGAACCGCAGCAAAAGGAGACGACACGCGCUGGCUGCUGCUGUUGCUCUCUCACUCCUUUGGGCGUGUGAGAGUCUUCAAGCGCUUGGUAUGCGCGAGCAUUGCCUUUUUUUUUCUGCUCUCCGCUGCUGCUGCCGAAGUUGUUCCUGCUGUAACCUACCCACGACUCUGCUACUGAUCAGGACGAAAGUUGCCAAACUCGCUGCCGCAGUCGUGCGACAACAAGGAAUGGUAAUGACACAAACUGAAGCAACGUCGGACUCGGCAGCAAUCACGUCGUCGUAUCGCGUGUAGCAGACAAACAAAGAAUCUCUCAAACUACGCCAGACAGCGAAAGCCGAAAUGGAUCACCAUCAGCAGAGCAGAAAACAAAUGGCUUCGCCGGAGGUGGCAUUGGCAAGCGAGGUGUUCGAUCAGUUUUGCAAUGCCACCACCCUCAAGUCGAUCCUCGGACACUUUCGACACCUCUGCGAUCUGCUCAAGAUCAAGCCGACCAAUUUCAACCAGUUCUAUCCGAAAUUGAAAUCGAAAUUGCGCUCGUGGAAGGCGCAAGCCUUAUGGAAGAAAUUCGACCAGAGAGCCAAUCACAAGUGUUACAAUCGUGGAAAAGCCUGUCUAAAUACGAGGGUGCUGAUAAUAGGCGGUGGCCCAUGCGGAAUGCGUUCGGCGAUCGAGGCUCAAUUGCUAGGUGCCAAGGUCGUAGUGGUGGAAAAACGCGACCGCAUGUCGCGCAACAACGUGCUCCAUCUCUGGCCGUUCGUCAUCCAAGAUCUACGCGCGUUGGGCGCGAAAAAGUUCUUCGGCAAAUUCUGCGCCGGCUCCAUCGAUCACAUCAGCAUCAGACAGCUCCAGUGCAUAUUGCUGAAGGUCGCUCUCAUACUGGGAGUCGAGUUUCACGAGAACGUCAGUUUCGAAGCGCUUGUGCCGCCGCCCGAUAAUCAGAAUGACGGAAAAAUUGGCUGGCGUGCAAAAACCGAGCCGGCCGAGCAUCCAGUCUCUCAAUACGAAUUCGACGUGUUGAUCGGUGCAGAUGGCAAACGUAAUACGCUCGACGGUUUCAAACGUAAAGAAUUCCGUGGUAAGCUUGCCAUCGCCAUAACUGCCAACUUCAUCAACAAGAAAACCGAAGCGGAAGCACGAGUCGAAGAGAUCAGUGGCGUCGCGUUCAUCUUCAAUCAAAAAUUCUUCAAAGAGUUGUACUCCGAGACUGGCAUCGAUCUCGAAAACAUCGUCUAUUACAAAGACGAGACGCACUAUUUUGUGAUGACUGCGAAGAAGCACAGCCUCAUCGACAAAGGGGUCAUUCUCCAGGAUCACGCGGAUACGGCAAAACUGUUGGCCAAGGAGAAUGUCGAUCGCGAAGCACUGAUGAUGUAUGCGCGCGAAGCUGCUGAAUUUUCUACGGAAUAUCAGAUGAUGGAUAUGGAGUUUGCUGUUAAUCAUUAUGGACAGUCGGAUGUUGCUAUGUUUGAUUUUACGUCUAUGUACGCAGCCGAGAACGCUAGUAGAGUUCUAGAGAGACGUGGACAUCGACUGCUGCAGAUACUCGUCGGUGAUAGUUUACUCGAGCCAUUCUGGCCAACGGGCUCAGGUUGCGCUCGAGGUUUCCUCAGUUCCCUGGAUGCUUGUUGGGCAAUCAAGGGUUGGGGCGGCUUGCACACACCCCUCGAAGUCAUCGCCGAAAGAGAAUCCAUUUACAGGCUUCUUGGCCAAACUACUCCGGAAAACCUCAACAGAGACUAUGCCGCUUAUACUCUGGACCCUCACACAAGGUAUCCGAAUUUGAACGUACGCUCCGUGACUACAAUACAAGUACGAAGUCAACUAGACACCGAUGAUCCGGAAACAUUCAAGUUGUUGCCGGUUCAAGCCACUAUCGAUUUGCCCAAAAAGCGAAGGAGGAAAGAUUCACAGGUUCACCCGGACACAUUGCUGCACUGGUUGCAACGCCAGGUGGCCUUAUAUGAUGGUGUGCGUAUCCAUGAUAUGGGUGAAUCUUUCAAAAGUGGUUUGGCAAUCUCCGCGAUUAUUCAUCGCUACCGGCCAGAUCUCAUCGAUUACCAUGCUCUCAAAAAAGAUGAUCACGUUGUCAAUAAUCAGCUUGCGUUUGAUAUCCUCGAGAAGGAGCUCGGUAUUCCCCCUAUUAUGACAGGAGAAGAAAUGGUGCAAUGCGAUGUGCCAGAUAAGCUGACAAUGUUCUCGUAUCUAACGCAGAUUUACGAGGCGUUUCGUGGAGAAAUACCACAUAUUAAACACCCGAAGCUGGAACCAGAAACUGAGGAUAGGCCUACGUUUUCACAAAAGCUAAACGUACUAACACCCGAACAAAAAGCUCAAUUUUUAAGUCGCAUAGCAAGCAAGGAAGGGUCAGUAGCUACGGCAAGGGCACGAAGAUCGCGACAUGUCAAUGAGAAUUUACCACAGACUGGGGAUAAGAAAUCCGACUCGAUGGCGCGUCGUCACGCGCGCAAACGACGCAGCAACGAGAAAAUGGGUGCUAGCGUGGAUCGUGAGCCAAAGAUGCACGCUGGUCAUAAUCGAGGAAGUAUCGAUGAAGGCUUCUCCGGUAGGAUAAAGAAUAUCGAGGAGAAACUCAAAGGAACUACGUCGACCGACAAGAAACCCAAAGAUUUACUGCGUGCGAUCGGUAAAAUCGAGAAAACCGAUUGGAAUGUUAAAGAAAUCGAAAAGAAAAUCGAAGAGAACAAGAUGGGCCGUGGAGUACGACAUGACAAAGUUGAACGAGUGCCAAAGUGGAGUCGCGAGCAGUUUUUAGCUCGUCAGACGAAAAUGGAAAAGAUGAAGGGUCACGAACCAAUGGAAACGGACAGUAAAUACUCUGAGAUCGAUAAUACAUUGAAGAACAUCGAUCGUAAAAUCAAAGAAGGCAACAUACUUGGUCAAAAUAAAGUGUCAGCGAUGGCUGAGCAAUUUGCCAAUAAGAAUCAAGAUGUUCAAGCUGCCACCGCUGGUCAAGCAGAGCAGCCGAAAGUUCAGAGAUCGAAUUCAAAAGCGACAAUUGCGCUGCCAGCUCAAGGCGGCUCGGAGAUGUGCCAUUUCUGCGACAAACGUGUCUACCUGAUGGAACGCCUCACUGCCGAAGGCAAAUCUUUCCACAGGGGAUGCUUCCGUUGUGAAUAUUGCUCAACCUCGCUUAGAAUAGGAAAUCACACGUUCGAUAGGGAUAAGAAUGGAGGACGUUUCUAUUGCACCCAACACUUUGGACUGCCGGGUACAAUGAAAACUAGAUCCGAUAGAAAGAAACUGCCUCUCACUAAUAAAGAGAAUAUACCUCAAUCGUCAAAUACUCUCAAAACUCCAGAUAAGACUAAAUCGGCACUGGAAGGAAUUUCGGGACUCGAUUUACUCGAUCGCGGUCAGACACCCGAGAGAAUAGAAUUUGAAAAUCUUGCAGGAAUGUCGGAUGCCGAGGAAGCACAAAGUAUCAUGGAUGAGGACGAGUGGACCGAUCGUAAUUUCGGACCCUCUGCCGCUGAAAUGGGUUCUAGUGAUGACAUUUCUGACAUGAGUGAUUCAGAUGACGAUAAUGAAGUAUUUGAAGAGGCGAUCGAUCAACCUCUGACGACCGAAGGAACGCUAGAACUUGCUAAAAAUUGGACUUUGCGAUAUUCGCAUCCACACCCAGCGGCUGGUAAUUCUGACACAGGAAGCAACGAGUACGAGGACUCCAGUGACGAAUAUACAACUUCAGAAGAGGACAGUCAAACAGCAACCGAGGAUGAGGAUGAGGCACGAGCACGAGAGGCACGCAAGAAGGAAGUAUGGCUGAAGGUGCCACCGCUGAUUAGCGACACGGAGACAGGCAGCGAGACCGAGAUAGCAUCGGAUGAGGAAUCAUCGGAAGGCAGCGAAGAGGAGAAUUCAGCUACGGAAAUUUCAACCGAUUCGGAGUUUGAACACGAUGGUACAACACCAACGCAGCACGAGAUUCCAUCGAUCAACGACUCAUACGUGAGAAAAACUCGCGGGGAUUAUGUCGAGCCUAAGAAAGUACAAGUGAAGAGUAAAGUUAUUGGAAAUUCAGUGAACGGCAAUGUAAUGAAGAACGAGCAGAGCAACAAAAAACAGCAACUAUCGAAACAGCAACAGCAAUACUCGAAAUUGAAUGCCUUGAACGAAGCGGCAACGGCAAAGCGUCGCAACGAGAACAACGAGCUUAAUUCUAACGUCAGCACAGCGCAAACGAGCUCGAGAAUUGUCACAACCACACCACUGAUCAACCCACGUAAAGGCGAUUAUUUACUCAACCGUACACAUUCGACCGAGGGUAUCGCUUCCAAAUUAUCACUCGAGUUGAAGAAACGCUACUUGCUCGGCGGUUCGGGAAUCGGUGGUAGUGUGAUGAAGUCUGGUUCGACGUCGAACGUCGAUACGAGAUUGCGAAAUCUCAGCGAUGCAAUAUCUCAGCAUCAAAAGCUCUUGAAUCCAGCACCGGAGCCAAGUCCCACGAUGCAGGCGUUCUUGCAAGGCACAAAUAAGUUGAGGACAAGCGCAAGUGGUACGGGAGUUAACCAACCGCCAUUGUCGCCAAUAUCGCCGUCCACAUUAUUUAGCUCCGCUGCCCCUGUCAAGGCUUUCCAAUUCGAUAGAAAAGUCUCCGCGAACAGUACAGCUGAUUUAAAUGCCAAAAAUGUUCAUCUUCCUGACCUCAUCAAAGAAUCUAGCAACAUGAAAGAAAUCGAAAUCAGAGCUCCGUCCAGGAAGUCAGUAAUAAUCGAGGAAAAGUUAUCGCCGACAAUCGAAACCAAAGAAUCGCCGAAAGAGCCCGAUAUAAUGGAUUUGAAAAUUGAAACUCCGACACCUACCGUAGAAAUGAAAAACAUCGAGGACGCUAUAAUAACGAAAAUUCAAAUCAACGGUGGAGUAGCAAGCGAUCACAACGAGCAAGACGAAGUGAAACCUCGAAGUCCAUUACACGAAACGUCUAUAGUUGUACCUGAAGUUAAUUGGGAGAAGAACAAAAAAGAGUUAGAAAACAGGGAGAAGAUCGAGGACGAAGAAGAUACGAGUAGCGAGGAUUCCGAUGAAAUUGACAGUGAUUCGUUGUCUUCGAGCGAAGAAGCUGACAAUGACAAACCAGCAGUGCCGACGUCCUCACCACCAAGACUUCAAAUUCAUAAUACAGGUGGUUAUUUAUUGCUGGACGAACAAAUCGAACAACAUAAUGAGGAUGGAGCGACUUUCGAACCUGACUCCAUCGAGUGUUCAUAUCUUCUUGAGGAUGCUAACAAAACGGAAACGACUACACCGACGACUCCUACACCGGCCCCUCGGACGAUCAUCAAGGAUAUGGAAUUCGUAAAUAGUAAUCUGAAGCAACUACAACUACAAGAAGAUUCGAGCAAACACAGUGUUUGCAACAGUCCAACAUCACUUGGUUCAAGACCGUCGAGUAAGAACGAUGACUCGGAAGAGAAUGACGUUACUACUGCCGCUUACACAGAGACUGAAUUCUCCGAGUGGGCAAGGGACGGAGAUGAUCUCGUAUCAGAAGAUUUGCGAGACGUAGAGUACGAUAUGAAUCCGGAGUAUCGAGGUAAAGGCAAACGACCAUCUCUCGCACGAAUGGCUAACGGCGAAGAUUUAACAGAUAUCGAGUUGGAUUACUCGCAAGAAGAACUAAAUGCAGAGAAGACAAACGUACCGAGUACAAUAGCUUCGAAAUUACUUGCCAAUGGCGAAGAAGAUAUUGGUUUCAUGGAUACAGAUAAUGAGAGUAUUUUAGAAGAAGAUAGUUUAAAGGAACCAGCCAAAGCGAAGAACAGAGGUUACAUCGAGUUCGUCAACUUCUCCAACAGUCCGAUAAAGACAGCUGCGCCAAUUGCCAAGACUGAACUAGAACAGGAAGAAUCGUCGGAUGCACUGACUCCUUGUAACGAACAAAAUGUUAUUGAAUUCGAUCCGGUGACGAUGGACGACGUAAGAGAUCGGCUCAGACGAUGCGAGAUCAAAGUGACCGAUGACGACGGAAACAUUGAAAAGCCACCAAUCGAAGCUGUCAAUAAAGAUCUGAUGAGUUUAUCGAUGGACGAAGAUAGUUUGCUGAUCGUCGAGCCUCAUGAAGAUACGACUACUAGUGAACUGGUUACUGUACUUGCCAGCCCUUGUAAUCCGAUGGGAGGAGAACUGAGUGGAAAGGAUGAUGAAACACCUAGCGAAACUACCAAGACUCCUGAACUUACAUCCGAAGAUCGAGAAAAGGAGCACGAAGACUCGAACAAUCCAGACUACUUGGAAUACGUAAAACGUCUGCAAUCACGAAUAGCAGAGUUUAGUAAUGUAAAAGAUUCAAUAGACAUUCGCAAAUCAAAACGUAAGGGUUCGAAACCAAAUAGCAGUAGCAACAGUUCUAGUAUGCAAGCUCGCACUGCUGAAAUGGUAGCCGAAGAAAUCAAAGCUCAAGAGGCGGCAUCAAUGAUUAACGGAAUGAACUCGUCGCCAAUGACAUCGAGGCGUAAACUCGAGGAACUGACGCGCGAACGAUCAAAGCAAAAAGAUCUUAUUCAAGAUCUACUGAUGGAGAAACUCGAGGCACAGAAGCAAAAAUCCGCUGAGAAGAAGGCUAAAAGAGCUUUGAGAACCAGCUCAUUUACGGCCUUGAACAGUCCACCAAUUAAAGUACCCGCGGCACCCAAUAGAUUCGUACCUGCGUCCAUCGGUGAUGGUACACCUCAAGGCAGUCCUGUGAGAGUUACGCCGGAAUUUAGACGUGGUUUCUCAUUCUCAGGUUCGUUUUGCGAGAAUCCACUUCCAAUCUAUUAUGCGAGCGUCUGCAUGGUAGAGAGUAACGAGAAGCUGCCUGCUUCGCUUAAUACCCCGACCAAGCUGAGUUCAACCGAAUUGUCACGUAUGCAAUUGGAUUUCAAGACACCCAUAGCACCACCACGAAUAAAGCACGAAGAAGCACGACGAACAGCUGAGAAAGCUCGCCAAGAUGCUCGGGAACGUGCCAGACUGAGAAGCGACGAAGAUUUGGGUCUCAGUCCUGAAGAUCGUAUCAAAGAGCUGCGUUUAAAGGUUGCCAGGAGACAAUUGAAGUCGGAAACGGAUGAAGAAGUGUCUAAAACUGCGAAGCGAUACAGUUUUGGUUUGGGUCGAUUGCAGACUAGCAAGAGUACCGAUAACGUCAAGUCUAUGGCGAUGAAGCAGCGAGCAGUUAAUAAUCCAACUAGUCCGGAAGCUAAAAGUCUCGAUGAGUUGCUUGAUCCUAAAGACGAAGUCGUCGUUAGAAAGAGGGAUAAGAAGAAGUCGAAGGAUCCCGAGAGAAGAAAGAGUAUUAUUCAAGCUGUGUCGGAUUUCUUCAAAAAAAAAGAUUCGCUCUCGCCACCGUCAGGUGGCAAAGAUAACAGACUGUCCAUGUUUCGACUGACACCGAAAUCUAAGGAGAAGGGAAAGUUGUUUAAGUCAUAUUCGGAUGGGUCAGAUCUCGACAAAACCAAUCCACAGAUCGAUAAAAGACCGAAGAGCGUCUGCGAAGGUAUGUUGAACGUGGGUAGCUUCUUCAUUGAGAGUCCACCGCCAGUGCCUCCUCCCCCCCUCAACUACACGAUGCCAACUACUGUAUCUGACGAUAGUUUGUCCGAUGAGGAAUCGAAAACCCAAGCGCUAUCAACAUCACAAAUGAACAAAACGUCCAAUACUCCCGACGGUUCGUGUAAUAGCAUUCCGCGUAAAUUGAAAACUGCCAAACGCAUUGCCAGACAAGCGCAACUCAAGAGAUUAAGAAUGGCUCAAGAAAUUCAAAGGAAACUAGAGGAAACCGAGGUUAAACAGAGGGAAUUAGAGGGUAGAGGCGUCAGCGUUGAAAAAGCUUUGAGAGGAGAAGGAGAGUGUUCCGAUCGUGAAGAAACCGAUUUACUACGCGAAUGGUUCGAUCUGAUGCGCGAAAGAACAGAACUGCGCAGAUACGAGAAAGAGUUGUUAGUGAGGGCCCAAGAAGUCCAACUAGAAGAUCGUCACGAACGAUUGCAGCAAGAACUGCGCGAAAGAUUAGCGGAUGACGAUGAGAAGAAAACAGGGGCCGACGUUAAGAAGGAAGGCGAGAUCCUAACAGAAAUGUUAGAGAUUGUAGCGAGACGCGACUCACUGAUCGCUUUGCUGGAGGAAGAGCGUCAAAGGUGGCGUAGACCCUCCUGCCCGACAUUCGUUUUUAAUGCACCCUACAAUCUCACUACAACCACGCGGCUAUCCUACACCUACAUUAUCGUUGCUCUUCUAGUCGCAUACUGUCUUUCAUACUUUAUCACUGAUUUCUUUUUCUCCGCAAACAAUAACUUCUUUUGAUACUAUAAACGCUUGCGUACUGUGCUAAUAUCUUGUGUGCAAUUAUUGACCUCAUUUUUUAACGAGUAUGUGAUACACUGUUGUUUUAACUUAUUAUCUUUUACUUGAGUUGUAUUCGCACGGCACGCGAUGGGCGUUGUCUUGUUACUUUUUAUCGCAAAAUUUGAUAUUAUGCAUAGCUUCAUUUCUCACCGUUUGCUCUAAUGUGUGACUUUAUUUUUUUAAACAUUUUGUUAUUUUAAUCACUACAUCUAAUGAUAUAUACGCUUAUACUUUACACUAAUUAGCAAAUCAAUAUAUACUAAUAAAUAUGAGGCUUUUAAAAAGAGCCUUUGCGUAUUUGCACGUGUGGUUGCAUGGUUCAACUUACUUAUUAGAUUAAAAUCAAAAGCAUUUUAAUUGUAUAAAAUAUACUUAGUAUUAAGAUAUAACAUAAAUAAUUACGCGAAAUAUAAGCGAGAUUUUAUCAACUGUGAUAUAUAUGAAUCUAUAUGCAAUGCUUAUUUCAUAUUUAAUAGCAAUUUUUUGCGCAUAUAAUGAAUUGUAUAAUAAUGCUUUUUUGCGAGACUAUAGUAUUUUUAAAAACGCUAAACCACUCUAGAGUAGACGUUUCUUAAUCGCAUUCAAAAUUCUGAGAAGUAUAUUUAAAAAAAACAUCUAUUUAACUAUAUUUUUUUUUAUUUUGUCUACAAAUAAGCCUGCUCCCUUUGCUUAAAUUAUAUAGAAAAGAAUUAAAAUACAUUUUUUGGGAAGUCAUCUCGUACAUCUGCUUUAUAUUGAUUCACAACUUUCUGUACAUGUUAUCCAAUCAUCAAAAAACAUACACAUAAGUAUCAACGUCUUGAGAUACCAAAAGAAAAAAAAAAGAUUAUCCUCGAUCAUUUUGAAAAAAUGAACCUUUCGGGCAGAGGGUACUAGGGCAUACGCACGGCUUCGCUUACUUUUGCACGUGUCUGUGCAGUUGUACUUGAGAGACCCACUGGUAUCAAGAUGAAGAUCGGGAUCUCGAGGCACAGAUGUUAUCGAAAGGCCUACAAUUGACACCCUUGAACAAACGUGGCUCUAAGUAUUCUGUUUAGUAUUCCAAACAGUAUUGCGUAUAAAAUGGUUUUACAUCAUAUACAUAGACGACUGAGGAUUAACAAGAGCUGACCCUUUUUUUUCAAUUUCAUAAUUUAUGAAAAUUUCGCACUUUGGAAUUACGUAAGAUGAAUUUAAAAAAAAAUGAUAGCUAAUUUUAGCUUCUAAAAAAUGAAUUAAUGUUCUUUACACAGGGCACUAAAAUAUAUGGUACUAUAAUUAAAUAUGAUACCAAUGAAUGAUAGGUUUGGAAGUAACGAAAGAUAAAGAGAGAUAAACAUAUUUUUGAUGAGUGAAAUGUAGGGACGUGAAUGUAAAAUGCGUGAAAUGUAUAUUCUGUGAAUUGAAUAACAUAACAAGUCUAUUUUUAUGUUCGCGAAGAGACUGGAGUUGUAGUUUAAAAGCUAAAAAAGAAUAUUGAUUGUUGUAGAAUGUAGUUAACAUUGUAUAGUCAAUUUUGUACGCAAACGAUAAUUAUGUUUCUUCUUAAAUUUAAACAAACGAACGAUAAUCAACUAUUCAUGUAUCCUAAAAAUGUAUUUUUAAUGUUUUCUUUAAAGACAUCAGGUAAGACUUUAAUUCAUUACUUUUGAUAUGAACUGCUAGAUUUGAAGAAAGUCUAAUGUAGAAUCAAAAAAUGAAGUGUUAUAAAGAGAUACGCAUCAAAAGGAUUGGAAAUAAUGAAAUAUUUCAAAUCUAAAUUGAAGCCUUAAGAAAAGCAAUUGAUAUUGUCCGAUAACAAUAUAAUUGUUUUGUAAUAGUUUUGAUAUUUUUGUUAUAUAAAACUUUUCGAUUUGUAUAACAAUUUUCAUCGUGAUUUUUUAAAAAGAGAGAUGCAAUUUUUUAUCGCACGCUGCCAUCCUUUAUCUCGGUGUGGAUUCUAAUUUAAUCUGAGUGUAUAAAAUCGGUGAUAAUUGGGAAUUUAAGAGUUACGUGUCUUAUAUACGUCUUUUAACGUAGUUAAAAAUGUCAAUGUAUUGUCAAGUGAAACUUUAAUGGAUCACUGUUUUAAAAGCGCUAAAUAACUAGUUGCAGAAUAACUUGAUCUAAUAAACUCAAAUAUUUUGUAUUUGUAAACGUUUAAGGGAUACUUGCAACAAAAAAUAAAUAAAUGAUAAUGUGACUUAAUCAUGUAUACUGAAAAUUGACAAUUAUAGAGGCAGUGAUUGAUAUUUUAUUAUUUCUUAACAUUUAUCGAUAAAUGAAACCUAGUCGAAUGGAAAAGUCAUAAUAAUUAUUCUUAUCAAAGUUGGAAUGGAAUAAUAAUAUUCCUGGCCCGUGGAAAUCAGUGUAAAAUUUGUUAAAGAAUAAUUAGAUGUUGAUAAUAUUGAAAUCGAUGUUAAAGAUUCAAUGAUUUUUUUAUUAAUUUUUUUAUAUGGAAUCAAGGGCACGAUUUUGUAUAUAUUUCUGUUUUUUUUUAAUUAUGUGAAUUUAAGUCUUGUAUGAUUUGUACAAAUGUAACGAUUAAUAUUGCAGUCAAAAAAAGCAAUUGUGGAAUUUGUAAGUGCUAAGUUGCGAUUGAAUGUAACUGUCAAGACUACUAACAUGACAUGAGCAGCCAAAUAUUUUACUUAUGUUGUCUACCACUGCGCUGAUUUGAA